Trachemys scripta elegans is the source of this 4111-nucleotide messenger RNA. It is a transcript of the gene DGKH, whose product is annotated as diacylglycerol kinase eta. Gene Ontology annotation, biological process: intracellular signal transduction; lipid phosphorylation; diacylglycerol metabolic process. The record is from RefSeq and is a predicted model, not a curated record. The coding region runs from base 169 to 3837 and encodes 1222 amino acids. The transcript has 30 exons. Lineage: Eukaryota; Metazoa; Chordata; Testudines; Emydidae. Gene Ontology annotation, molecular function: ATP-dependent diacylglycerol kinase activity; protein binding.
GAUGGCGGCCGGGCGGGCCGCUCCUCCAGCGCUGGCUGCGGGCUCCUCCUCGGCUUGUCCCCGCCGCCGCCUCCUCCUCCCCCCUGCGCCGCCUCCUGCCCGGGGAGGGGAGCGGCAGCCCGGGCUGAGCCGAACUCGUGUGCUCUCUCUCGGCAGGAGUCCGAGAAGAUGGCCGGGGCCGAGGCGAGGAUGAGCGGGGCCGGGCUCCAGCAGCAGCCCCAGCCCCCGGCGGUGGGAACGGCGGCGGCGGGAGACGAGUCCUCGGACAGCGAGGGGGAGCACGAGGGCCCCCAGAAACUCAUCCGGAAAGUGUCCACUUCGGGCCAGAUCCGCAGCAAGACAAGUAUAAAGGAAGGGCUACUAUUGAAGCAAACAAGUUCUUUUCAGAGGUGGAAAAAACGUUAUUUCAAACUUCGAGGCCGUACCCUUUACUAUGCCAAGGAUUCAAAGUCUCUAAUAUUUGAUGAAGUUGACCUGUCGGAUGCCAGUGUAGCUGAAUCGAGCACAAAAAACGUCAACAACAGCUUCACGAUAAUCACUCCAUUCCGGAGGCUAAUAUUGUGUGCUGAGAACAGAAAAGAGAUGGAGGACUGGAUCAGCUCACUGAAGUCUGUACAGUCUAGAGAACAUUAUGAGACCGCACAGUUUAAUGUGGAACAUUUCUCAGGGAUGCAUAACUGGUACGCCUGCUCCCAUGCCCGACCUACCUUCUGUAAUGUGUGCAGAGAGAGCCUCUCUGGAGUUACUUCUCAUGGCCUGUCUUGUGAAGUGUGUAAAUUUAAAGCACAUAAAAGGUGUGCAGUCAGGGCAACAAAUAAUUGCAAGUGGACUACGUUAGCCUCCAUUGGGAAAGAUAUCAUUGAGGAUGAAGAUGGUAUAGCUAUGCCUCACCAAUGGUUGGAGGGUAAUUUGCCUGUCAGUGCCAAAUGUGCUGUCUGCGACAAGACCUGUGGCAGCGUUUUACGCCUCCAAGAUUGGAAGUGCCUUUGGUGUAAAGCUAUGGUUCACACUGCCUGUAAAGAUCUGUAUCCUCGAAAAUGUCCGCUUGGACAAUGUAAGGUAUCCAUCAUACCUCCAACAGCACUCAACAGCAUAGAUUCUGAUGGAUUUUGGAAAGCCACAUGCCCGCCAUCCUGUGCCAGUCCUCUUUUAGUUUUUGUUAACUCAAAGAGUGGAGACAAUCAGGGAGUAAAGUUUCUUCGUCGAUUCAAACAGUCGCUAAAUCCAGCUCAGGUGUUUGAUUUAAUGAAUGGAGGACCUCAUUUAGGUUUGCGGUUAUUUCAGAAGUUUGACAAUUUCCGGAUUCUUGUAUGUGGUGGAGAUGGAAGCGUUGGUUGGGUUUUGUCAGAAAUUGAUAAACUCAGCUUGCACAAACAGGCAAGUUGUCAGCUGGGAGUGCUUCCCCUUGGUACUGGAAAUGAUCUUGCCCGUGUCCUUGGUUGGGGAGGGUCAUGUGAUGAUGACACACAACUUCCUCAGAUUUUGGAAAAGUUAGAACGAGCCAGCACUAAAAUGCUGGACAGAUGGAGUAUAAUGUCAUAUGAACUGAAAUUACCAUCAAAGCCGUCUAUUCUUCCAGUUACUCCAGAAGAGGAAUCUGAGGAAUGUCAGAUAUCUGCUUAUGAGGAUUCAGUUGCUGCUCAUCUCACAAAAAUCCUCAAUUCUGAUCAACACUCAGUUGUCAUAUCAUCUGCCAAGAUAUUAUGUGAAACUGUAAAGGACUUCGUAUCCAAAAUAGGGAAGACCUAUGAAAAAACAAUGGAAAAUGCAGAGGAAGCUGAUACCAUGGCCAUUAAAUGUUCAGAAUUAAAUGAGAAGCUAGACCUAUUGCUCCAGGCUCUUCACACCGAAGCCCAGGCUACUCCCAUCCUACCACGGAUCACUCCCCCCAUUGUAGAGGAAGAAGUUGAGGAGUUUUCAAGUGAAGAAUCCUUGUCUGAAAGCAAGGAACAGUUAACAGAGAGCAUUGCAAAGUCUUCCACUCAGAAAAUCUUCAAACCAAGAGAACAGUUAAUGCUGCGGGCAAACAGUUUAAAGAAAGCAGUGAGGCAAAUCAUUGAACAAGCAGAAAAAGUUGUGGAUGAACAGAAUGCUCAUACUGAAGAACAAGUGAACCAAUCUCCUAUAGAAUAUAGUAAGGAAUUGGAUGAAUCCAAAGAAGAAGAAAAAGAGGAAGAUACAAAGGAAUACGAAUCUCAGACAAUUAAAGCUGCACCAAAAUCUCCAGAUCGACACACAAGUCGGGGCAUCCCCUCUCAUACCGGCUCUUUCUCUGCCCCAGCUGUGGCAGCUGGUAAAGAAAACCUCCCUGUACUUAACACCAGGAUAAUCUGCCCAGGUUUAAGAGCUGGAUUAGCUGCCUCUAUUGCGGGGAGUUCAAUUAUCAGCAAAAUGUUACUUUCAAACAUUGAUCCAUUUGGUGCUACUCCAUUUAUUGACCCUGAUCCAGAUUCACUGGAAGGAUAUUCAGAAAAAUGUGUCAUGAACAACUACUUUGGAAUUGGAUUAGAUGCAAAAAUUUCAUUAGAAUUUAAUAAUAAACGAGAGGAACACCCUGAAAAGUGCCGAAGCCGGACGAAGAACAUGAUGUGGUAUGGGGUGCUUGGUACCAAAGAGUUACUGCAAAGAACCUAUAAGAACUUAGAACAAAAAGUUCAGCUUGAGUGUGAUGGACAAUACAUCCCCCUCCCCAGUCUUCAAGGCAUAGCUGUGCUUAACAUUCCAAGCUAUGCUGGUGGGACUAAUUUCUGGGGUGGAACCAAAGAGGAUGAUAUAUUUGGGGCACCAUCAUUUGAUGACAAAAUCUUAGAAGUUGUCGCGGUAUUUGGCAGCAUGCAGAUGGCAGUUUCAAGAGUCAUCAAAUUGCAGCACCACAGAAUAGCUCAGUGUCGGUCAGUAAAGAUCACCAUACUUGGAGAUGAAGGGGUACCAGUGCAAGUAGAUGGAGAGGCAUGGAUCCAGCCCCCAGGAGUUAUUAAAAUUGUACAUAAAAACAGAGCUCAGAUGCUAACACGAGACAGAGCUUUUGAAAAUACCCUAAAGUCUUGGGAAGACAAACAGAAGUAUGAUUCCUGCAAACCUGUCCUUCGAUCUCACUUGUACCCUCAACAGGCUGUUGAGUUGGCUAUGGAAGAAGAAGUUGCACAGAUCCAGCUGUGUUCACAAGCUGCAGAAGAACUUAUUACCAGAAUCUGUGAAGCAGCAAAAAUACACAGCCUGUUGGAACAGGAGCUGGCUCAUGCUGUCAAUGCGUGUUCACAUGCAUUAAAUAAAGCCAAUCCAAGGUUUCCUGAGAAUCUUACCAGAAAUACUGCCAUUGAAAUAGCUGUCAAUGUGAAGGCACUACAUAAUGAAACUGAAUCUCUACUAGUAGGAAGGGUUCCUUUGCAACUGGAUCCCCCCCAUGAAGAGCUGCUGUCUGAUGCAUUACACAGUGUGGAGACUGAACUGAGAAAACUUGCUGAGAUUCCAUGGCUUUAUUAUGUUUUCCAACCAAAUGAUGAUGAGGAUCCCCCUCUGGAUUAUUCUAAGAGAAACAACAGAAGUACAGUAUUUCGCAUAGUGCCAAAGUUUAAAAAGGAAAAAGUCCAAAAGCAUAAGAGCAGCCCUCAGCCUGUUCAAAAAUGGGGCACAGAUGAAGUUGCUGCUUGGCUGGAUCUGCUCAGUUUGGGAGAGUACAAAGAAAUCUUCAUCAGCCAUGACAUCCGAGGCUCUGAGCUUUUACACCUGGAAAGGCGAGAUCUUAAGGACCUGGGGAUAACGAAAGUGGGUCAUAUGAAGCGAAUUCUCCAGGGAAUUAAAGAGCUUGGCAAGAACGCUCCCUUGUCUGAAGUGUAACAAUACUGGUGCUAUCCUUGUAAGGAGGGAGAAUUGCUAGUUAGCAAAGUGGAGGCACUUUGCUGUCUUUGUAGUUUACUAUAUGGUUGAAUAAGCACUGGUGUACUAUGCAGGUUAAUAUAUAUGCAUUUUUGUGUGGUGAAGAGCUUGACCUGAGAAUCUGAACGGUUUUGUGCCAAAAAAAAAAAAAAAAAAGUUAUGUGUUCUGUGAAGACCUUUUCUUAGUGUGCAAACUUGGCAAGCUCAAGUAAGCACAUUUUGGUAAAGAGGUUGG